Molecule: messenger RNA, 4974 nt
Organism: Colletotrichum siamense
Lineage: Eukaryota; Fungi; Ascomycota; Sordariomycetes; Glomerellales; Glomerellaceae
Gene: ATAD3B-2
Product: ATPase family AAA domain-containing protein 3B
Exons: 8
Coding region: 1-4974 (1657 amino acids)
Molecular function (GO): ATP hydrolysis activity; ATP binding
Source: RefSeq, a predicted model, not a curated record
AUGGCUGAACCUGACUUGGGUGAGGAGAACAACGCUAGUCAACCCACCCCAAAGCUGGCCGGUGUUGCGCCUGAAGGUGGAAACGACCCUGUCCCCUCUGAAUCUGGCAUUCUCGAAGAGCUCCGUGCUCUAAAAGCAAAGAUUCUAGAGUUGGAAACCCUGGGCCAGAAGGAAUCCACGAACAUCACGGAGUCACAGCAUUCGCCCCAACAAAUUGAGGAAAUGAGACAAUACCAACAAAUGGCCAAGUGCUUAUAUAGUCAUAGAAAGGAGUGGGAAGCCACGUUUCAAGAGGAACAUGCCGGCCUUCAGGAAAUCAGCAACCCUUUGGCCGAUGAACAGCUCAGGGAACCGUGGUACGGCCCUUGGAGGAAUGAGAAUCAGCAUGCGGUAAGAUCAGUGAGCUGGCACGCAUUCAAACAAUUGGGCCGUGGCUCCCAUGAGAUCACCUUCUGUGCCGUGGACAUUCUCAUCGGGGAUCCAGUGGUAUUCGACGACUGGGGGUUCGCAGGGGAUUGGUUUCGAUCACCGCAAAUCGAACACCGCGCCAACAAGACAGGCAAACAGGCACCAAGUCUUUCCAGUCAAGCCCAGCUACCGGAAAGAAUUCGAGUGCAUUCAAAGCUUGUUCUCAAGGUUCUCGACAAAAUUCUGAAGUUGUCUGGGGAUGACUCAAUGGCAGAAUCUGAAAGGCCCAUCGUAUUCACUCGCCCAUUCAAGACACUCAGCCACUGCGAGCCAGGACUCGACAGUUGGUUGCUUGCAAUGGAGAAAAAGGCCCGAAGGCAGUCGAAAAAGCCGGAUGUUGUUGCUGAGAUCAAUCAGUCUACCGCUGAGCAGGAAUCUCAGGGCUUACAGGUGGCGGGUGGGACGAACUCUGCCCCAGUAGGCGAGGGUACCGGAGUUACCACGACGAAUAAGAUUGUUGACAAGGACACUCAACUACCUGAUCAUUCAUCGGCCAACACCCAAUCUCUUGAAAAGAGAGGUGGAUCUCAGGAGCAUGUCAGCAGUAUCAAUAUGGCCACAACGCAGGCAGACCUGGAAGACUCGGAAGAAGAUGAUGACGAUGAAUCCAGCUCUGACAUGGGGGGUUUCGAAGAUAUUGCAAAGUCAACAAGUUCUCUUGAAGAGCUUAGGUUUUUUCUUCAAGCUGCAAAGUCUCAAAUACUGAUCAGGCGCCAGCAUUUGGAUGGGGAUAAAUGCCACAAGGUGUUCUUCUCAGACCUUUGGCAUCUUUUCCGGCCUGGUUUCGAAGUGGUUCGCAGUGACGGAAAGCAAGUCUAUCGAGUCAUUCACGUUACCACCGCCAAACACCGUACGGUUUCUGCCUUCCAAAAGUGGUCAAAAGCUCAGGAUGAAGAGGAGAAGAAACCACGACCAGACUUUGGUCUUACGUGCAUUUAUCUGGACUUCGACGGAAAGAAACUUGGUCCAGUUGCUCGAACCUUUGAAUUCAAGCCAUAUGAAGGAGAAAGAGAAAUCACAUCUUUCGAAGUUUUCCCCUUGCGGUUUUAUUCAGAGCGUCGGGGCAAUUUCAAUGACGUGGACGGAGAAGAUGCAACAGACCAUUCAGAUGCGUCUCUACUCAGACAAGAGCUCAUUCAACGCGGGAGAAGGUUUCUCGAUGCUAUAGCAGCCAAGCACAUGUUCUAUGCAGGCCCAACAUUGGAUACCCACGAAGACAUCGAAGGGCAGGUUGUCGUGGAUUUUGAGGCAGCUUUUCUCGAGGAGACCUUGGCUUCCGAGAGGCCUCAGAUUGAAGCAUUGCCUAGCAUCAAUCUCGACGAUUACGCCGAUGUCGACAGUUGCGAGGCAACUUGCUGCUUGGAUGAUAGGGUAAUUGAUGACACUUUUAUCGAUUUGAGACAAGCACGCGAAUAUGUUAACAGCCUUUUGCCCAAGGCUGGGGCGAAUAAUCUCCAAUCUGUUUCUGUCUUGCCUCAGAGUUUGUCGGAUGAUGCAUCUUUUCGGGAGAUCUGCAAGUCCAUCCAGGAGGACGAGCUCUUGAUCCUUUCAUUCAGAGUAUUUGGUUUCAUUCUACGAAAUCGAAAGUUUGCUCAAUUGGAUCUUAAAUUUCUAUCCAGCAUGACUUCUGCGAAGGAAAUCACGAAGCCCAGGGAGAACCUUCCGACUGAUGCCCUUGGGGGCAAUACAAGCAAUCGCGGGAGGACAGCUUUCGACCGUCUCGUUUUGGAAGAUGGACACAAGUCUAUGAUCGAAUCGCUGAUAUCUCAACACUUCCGGGAUAAGGAGUCUAAAGACGGCCCUCAUGACCAAGUUGAUGUUGUGAAAGGAAAAGGGAAGGGACUAAUCCUACUUCUUCACGGAGCUCCUGGGGUGGGAAAAACAUCGACUGCAGAGGGUGUUGCAGAGAUGUUUGGAAAACCGCUUUUUCAAAUCACAUGUGGUGACUUGGGAACGACUGCGAAAGAGGUUGAAGAGACUCUCGAAAGUAACUUUGCUCUGGCUAACAGAUGGGGAUGCAUUUUACUUUUGGACGAGGCAGACGUUUUCCUUGCCGAGAGGACAAAGGAGGACUUCGUAAGAAACGGACUUGUGGCUGUCUUCCUCCGAGUGCUUGAGUAUUAUUCCGGCAUUCUUUUCUUGACGACAAACAGAGUUGGUGACUUUGACGAGGCUUUCACGUCACGCAUCCACAUGAGUCUCUACUACCCUGAACUGAGCGAAGAGAAAACCCGCAGGGUGUUCAAGAUCAAUAUGGAUUUGAUCAGGGAGCGCUUCGCGUUGAAGAAGCGACAAAUCAUCAUCGAGGAAAUGGACAUUGGUGCUUUCGCCACGCAGCAUUACAUCAACCACCCUAGCGCACGCUGGAACGGUCGCCAGAUCCGGAAUGCCUGCCAAACUGCAUUGGCAUUGGCUGAAUACCAGGCACAGGGAGGGAGACACGAUGCCAUUAUGAAGCCGGAUGCCGUUAUAAAUUUGGCUGUAGAGCACUUUGAGACAGUGCGCGACGCGUAUCUCAAAUUCGCUGAGUACAUGAACAAGAUUUACGGAACCAAUGCUGCUAGGAAAGCCAAAGAGGGCAAACUCCGGGCCAUCUUGGUCGAUGAAAAUGACAAUGUCGUCAGCGAUACGCGCGCAGGCGGCCGGGUCGAUAGGAAGGAAGCGUACCGUCAGUCUCAAAGCCCCUUUCAAAUGGGCGGUCGCCACCAGCACGAGAGCCCGAGCAAUCAGCAUUCGCAAGGCUAUACGCAACCAAGCUACCAGGACCAGCCGACUUAUCAAGGGCCGUCUCAAGGCUACUCGCAACCCCAACAUCAAGGGCUUCCGCCGACUGACCCUUACAGAGCGUCAACACAGGGUCACCCUUCUCAGUAUCCCAGCACUCCGCCUAGCCAGUCUUAUCGCGCCGCUCCGGCUCAAAUGCCAGCGCAUGGUGGUCAAGUCACGGGUGGUCUGGGAAGAAGUCCGGGCAUCUCAUUUCAAGGUUCUCAGACGAGUCAGACCCAGAGUCAGUUCGACGAUCAACGAAACCAGAGGUUUUCUCAACAGCAAGGAGCCGAGUCUCAGAGGUUUGAACAGGGAAUUAAAGAUAUGAACCUGAUAUUAAAUCAAGCCAAUCUGGCGACCUUGUCGGCUUCACAACCCAUAACCAAUCUACCAAAGACGUUUCGAGAGGCAUUUGUCGUACUGGAGAGGCUUCAGCUCGAGUACCUCUGGAUCGACCGCUUCUGCAUCUUCCAAGACUCUGAGGAGGACUGGCUUGCAGAGGCAUCAGAAAUGCAUAACGUCUAUGCAAACUCCAUCAUUUGUAUCUCGGCAUUGGGCGCGGAAGAUGAUGACGGGGGGCUAUUCUUCUCUCGUGAUCCGCUCGCCGUUAUGAUUCCAGUGGUCAAUAUACCUAUCGGCGAGUCAAACGAGCCCGUGCCUCAUGCUGGAGAGAUGGCCAUGGCCUACAUCAGAAACACAGACUCUCAAUCUGCUGUGCUGUCUAAGCGUGGUUGGGUUCUUCAAGAAAGGAUACUGGCUCCUCGGGUUCUUCACUUUGGGAAGAGCCAGGUGUUGUGGGAGUGCAAUACGUCCAUCUCCUCUGAGGCUCAGCCAAAGUUUGACAAGUGGAAGAGCGUUCAUGUUCUCCUCGCUCAUCCCGAUAUCAGACCCAAUUACAAGCGCCGGACUGUGUGGAAGACCACUAUUGGAUACGAGCCGCCGAGCUUCGAGAACCCAAUCGACUGCAUCUUCAUCGAAUGGUACCACAUUCUUGAUUAUUAUAACCACUGUCAUCUCACCAAGAGUGACGACAAGCUUGUGGCAAUAUCGGCUAUUGCAAAAGACAUGAAAAAGCAUCUUAGCCAUCUAGGCGAAUCAUCAGUCUAUCUCGGCGGUCUCUGGAGAUCGAGGAUGCCGCGCAACUUGCUUUGGCAGAUUUCCAAUCCGGCAAAACGACCGGAGCGGUAUCGAGCACCGUCUUGGUCCUGGGCUUCCGUUGAUAAUGCAUCUUUGUUCACGUACCAUGAGGGUUAUUCGUGGUUCCCAAAGCGUCAUAGGGUAUUGGUGUCUGUCAUUGAGGCUACAACGACUCCUCUGACAUCGGACGAUACCGGCCAACUACAAGGCGGCAGCUUAACUCUCAAAUGCCGGUUGCUCAGAGCUAUCCUUGCUAAGGGGCCUCGAGACGGACAAAUUGGUGCUGAAAAGCUCGAGACUAUUGAAGGAAUUAGAAUUCAUCACCAGCGGGAGAAAUGGGCUGAGUAUUACUUGAUGAGGUUCGACACCGUCGAGGACGAGCGUUGCAGUCCCGUUCUGUUCGUGCCUAUUCAGGUCGAAGAAGACAAGGAGAAUAGGGCCGACGAAAGUCGUAUUCGCGGAAAUUACUAUGGUUUGGUCCUCGAAAAGUCUGGGAACAGUUACAAAAGAAUCGGCAAACUCCAGUACGAUAUUUAUGAGCCUUCGCUGGGGUCUUGGUUUGAUGACAUCGAUGUUCCAUGGGGAAAGAUUUCCAUUUUAUAG